Sapajus apella (tufted capuchin) is the source of this 3032-nucleotide messenger RNA. RefSeq names its product netrin 3 (gene NTN3). The transcript is spliced from 6 exons. The record is from RefSeq and is a predicted model, not a curated record. Lineage: Eukaryota; Metazoa; Chordata; Mammalia; Primates; Cebidae. Gene Ontology annotation, molecular function: protein binding. Bases 464 to 2203 code for a protein of 579 amino acids.
CCCGGCUGGGCCAGUGCUUGCGCCUGCUGCGCCCCCCACCCCCUCCUGGCACAGCUCGUUCGCCCUGGCUGCAGCCGGGAGGAGGCGUCGGCCAGUGCACCGCAGGCCCCGCCCGCCCACGGCCCUUCCCGGGAGGCCGGGAGACCCACUCCUCCCGGCCCUCGGUGGGUGAGUGCGACCGGCGGGCGGCGGGUGGGGCCUCCGCGGGCGGAGGCACCGGGAGCGGGGACGACGCCUGUCAUCACUCCAGGCCCAGCGGGAGGACGCGCCAACAUCCCCGCUGCUGCGCAGGGCCCGGGGCGUGCCCGCCGCGGCUCCUACCUCUGGGCCCGGCUGGGGCCGCCUGGGGGCUCUGUUCCUCGGCAUUGCGGGGCCUGGCGGGCAGAGCCGCGGAGGGGGCUCCUUCUCCCCGAGGGCAGCGUCUUGGGGCCCGGCCGCUGGCUGACCCGUGGUGGCUCCGGCCAUGCCCGGCUGGCCCUGGGAGCUGCUGCUAACUGCAGGUACGCUCUCCGCCGCCCUGAGCCCGGGACCGCCGGCGCCCGCCGACCCCUGCCACGAUGAGGGGGGCGCUCCCCGGAGCUGUGUGCCGGGCCUGGUGAACGCCGCCCUGGGCCGCGAGGUGCUGGCGUCCAGCACGUGCGGGCGGCCGGCCACUCGGGCCUGCGACGCCUCCGACCCGCGACGGGCACACCCCCCCGCUCUCCUGACCUCCGCAGGGGGCACGGCCAGCCCUCUGUGCUGGCGUUCAGAGUCGCUGCCUCGGGCACCUCUCAACGUGACUCUCACGGUGCCACUCGGCAAGGCUUUCGAGCUGGUCUUCGUGAGCCUGCGCUUCUGCUCAGCUCCCCCAGCCUCCGUGGCCCUGCUCAAGUCGCAGGACCAUGGCCGCAGCUGGGCCCCGCUGGGCUUCUUCUCCUCCCACUGUGGCCUGGACUAUGGCCGCCUGCCUGCCCCUGCUAUUGGCCCAGCUGGUCCAGGGCCUGAGGCCCUGUGCUUCCCGGCACCCCAGGCCCAGCCUGGUGGCAGCGGCCUUCUGGCCUUCAGCGUGCAGGACAGCAGCCCACCAGGCCUGGACCUGGACAGCAGUCCAGUGCUCCAAGACUGGGUGACCGCCACCGACAUCCGCAUAGUACUCACAAGGCCUAGUGCGGCGGGCAACCCCAGGGACUCGGAGGCCCUCUCUUACUCCUAUGCAGCCACCGACCUCCAGGUGGGCGGGCGCUGCAAGUGCAAUGGACAUGCCUCACGGUGCCUGCUGGACGCGCAGGGCCACCUGAUCUGCGACUGUCGGCACGGCACCGAGGGCCCCGACUGCGGCCGCUGUAAGCCCUUCUACUGCGACAGGCCAUGGCAGCGGGCCACAGCCCGGGAACCCCACGCCUGCCUCGCUUGCUCCUGCAACGGCCACGCCCGCCGCUGCCGCUUCAACAUGGAGCUGUACCGACUGUCCGGCCGCCGCAGCGGGGGUGUCUGCCUCAACUGCCGGCACAACACCGCCGGCCGCCACUGCCACUACUGCCGGGAGGGCUUCUAUCGAGACCCUGGCCGCGCCCUGAGUGACCGUCGGGUUUGCAGGGCCUGCGACUGUCACCCCGUUGGUGCUGCUGGCAAGACCUGCAACCAGACCACAGGCCAGUGUCCCUGCAAGGACGGCGUCACUGGCCUCACCUGCAAUCGCUGCGCCCCUGGCUUCCAGCAGAGCCGCUCCCCAGUGGCGCCCUGUGUUAAGACCCCUAUUCCUGGACCCACUGAGGACAGCAGCCCUGCGCAGCCCCAGGACUGUGACUCGCACUGCAAACCUGCCCGUGGCAGCUACCGCAUCAGCCUGAAGAAGUUCUGCAGGAAGGACUACGCGGUGCAGGUGGCGGUGGGCGCGCGCGGCGAGGCGCGCGGCGCGUGGACGCGCUUCCCAGUGGCGGUGCUCGCCGUGUUCCGGAGCGGAGAGGAGCGCGCGCGGCGCGGGAGCAGCGCGUUGUGGGUGCCCGCGGGGGACGCGGCCUGCGGCUGCCCGCGCCUCCUCCCAGGCCGCCGCUACCUGCUGCUGGGGGGCGGGCCCGGAGCCGCGGCCGGGGGCGCAGGGGGCCGGGGUCCCGGGCUCAGCGCCGCCCGCGGAAGCCUAGUGCUGCCCUGGAGGGACGCGUGGACGCGGCGCCUGCGGAGGCUGCAGCGGCGCGAGCGGCGGGGGCGCUGCGGCACUGCCUGAGCCCGCGGGUGGGAGGGGCGGGCGCUGCCCCACAUCCAGGAGCACGUUCACCCUGUGCCUUCGCCUGCCGAGGAUUCCUUGCUCGCGUCGUGCUUGUCGCCACCUGGGCCACCGCCCCGCCCCUCCGGCAGCUCCCUCGAUACCUCCCGUCUGGCCCCGGCGGAUGUGACCGGCGCAGCGACAGCCCGCCCCGCACCGAGGCGGGUGAUACGGCGCCAUGGUCUCCCCCCACCCGGCCGUCGGCCCUGUACCAGGGGCACUGUGAUACCCCGAAGGCUGUGAACCCGUCGUGAUGCCAGGCCCUCUCGGGGGUCUCAGAUCAUCCCCCGGGCCUCGGUGAUGCACCCCGACCCGGGCGGCGACCCGCCAGGGAGCGCGCUAACCUCCCCAAAGACUGUGGCCACUGCAGGCGCCUUGGAGCCCCCUUGGGGGGACAGGGCGUCUCCUGCCUGCUGCAGCCCCGCAAGGGCGGCGGCCUCGGCCCCUGCAGGCUGGGCGUCUGCCGCCGGGUCUCGCAUCUUUCUUGGCCGGCUAUGUCCCCAUCUGCGGGCUCCGUCCGGCCGUUCCUCUCUCUGCCGCGUCUCCCCCGCUCAGGGCCUGUCCCAGGACUCCCUUCCGGCCCUUCUCCCCCGGCUCGGGGCUGGACGUCGCGCCCACGCGGUUCCAGAUCCACGCGUGACCCGGCCGGGCGGAGACUCCGACAGGUGGCUGUCCGGGCCCCCGAUGCCCUAGGCGGGGCCCUGCCACCCUCCCGCCCCGCUUGGCUCGCCCCCUGGGACCGCACUGCAGCCGCCGCCCCUCUGCACCGGACCGGUCCCCGGCCGGCGCC